AUGCACUGGAUAUCGCUAGUACUGCCGACACUGCUCCUGGCCUCGCCAGCAGUAUGCGACAGAACCCAAAAACCACCAGGCAAAGAUGCCAUUCUCCUAUCAAACGUUCAAACCUUGACGCUACGAGCCAACCGCCAAACAACCUCUCGUCGUGUGUCUCCCAUUCCCCAACUGAGCUGUGUCGGCCCCUCCAAGAAGGUAUGCGAUCUCUACCAGAUUGAUACAAUGCGCUGCACAAAUGACGGCUACGAUUACGAUGCCGAAGAUGUACAGUGGACAUGUACAGCCUCACUGCCGCCCGAGUUCAAGCUUGGAGCAACAGACGUCAUUUGUGAAGGAUAUCGAAGCUCCGAGGACAAGUGGGUGCUCAAAGGCAGCUGUGGAGUCGAAUACCGUAUGCUCCUGACGGAACAGGGAGAGAGGAGGUUUGGAAAGGCCAGCGAUGACUACGACUGGUCUUCUUUGCUUGGCAAUGCGAAGAAAACGUCGGGACGUGGCUGGAAGAGAGUUGUGGAGACUAUUGGAGAUAUCCUCUUCUUUGGGUUCUUCGCUGCUAUCUUCCUAUUCAUUGUUGGCCGAUUCCUUGCUGAGUGCCUUCGUCUUCGGGGUAACCAGAGAGGGCCUCCUCCUCCCUAUAGCAGCACCUGCGCCGAUGAUAGCUCUAGCUUUGGAUUUGGAAGCCGACCCGCUACGCAAGGCUGGAGACCGGGUUUCUGGACGGGAGCAAUGGGUGGCGCUGCAGCGGGAUAUGAGAUGGGACGGCGUGCCGCGAACAACAACCGUGCCUCCUCCCAACAGGGAGGAUCGUUCUUUGGUCGACAGAAUAACUAUGAUGCCGGAGAGGGCAGUUCGCGGACGCGUUCGUCGCCUUCAUUUUCAACCACGUCAACCAGCACUGGAUUUGGAUCGACAAGACGCAGGUAG
Messenger RNA from Penicillium daleae, 924 nucleotides. Its product is annotated as DUF1183 domain protein. Gene Ontology annotation, biological process: regulation of store-operated calcium entry. The transcript is spliced from 2 exons. The coding region runs from base 1 to 924 and encodes 307 amino acids. The record is from RefSeq and is a predicted model, not a curated record. Gene Ontology annotation, cellular component: endoplasmic reticulum membrane. Lineage: Eukaryota; Fungi; Ascomycota; Eurotiomycetes; Eurotiales; Aspergillaceae.